This is a messenger RNA of Malaya genurostris, 2112 nucleotides long. Its product is annotated as sphingomyelin phosphodiesterase-like. Gene Ontology annotation, cellular component: lysosome. NCBI's taxonomy places the organism in Eukaryota, Metazoa, Arthropoda, Insecta, Diptera, Culicidae. Bases 30 to 1931 code for a protein of 633 amino acids. Gene Ontology annotation, molecular function: acid sphingomyelin phosphodiesterase activity. Gene Ontology annotation, biological process: sphingomyelin catabolic process; ceramide biosynthetic process. The record is from RefSeq and is a predicted model, not a curated record. The transcript has 4 exons.
CGCAGACUGUACAAAUACCUAGGCUCAAUAUGAAGUGGUUUGGCGUUUGUUUUUCAAUAAUACUAUUAACCAUCUCAUACUCCUGCCAAGAAUAUCAAACAAAACCAAAGGAUAACAACCAAUCACUUUCAUCAUGGCGAAAUCGACAUGGACACCUGGAAAAAGAUUUUCAAAGAGAAUUUCAAUUAUGGAAACAAACUGGCGUAAAAACAAGUCGUUUCAUGGAAAUUAUUGAUGCAUGGAAAUUCACCAAAGAGGAUAGACGCUUUUUAACACGACCUCAGGGUAUUCCAAUUCAGAAAGAGGAAGCAUUCUGUGUCGUAUGUAGAUCGAUUGUUUCGCAAUUGAUCCAAAAACGCGUUGAUGGAGCUUCUCGGGAGGAACUUUUUGAAACGACUUAUGAGAUCUGUACGCUAUUGCAGAUUCAGGAACCAGAUAUCUGUUACGGAGCUAUUGAUGUGAAUAUUGAUUUCUUCAUUCACAUUUUUGAUGAUCGCCCAACUCUGAGUGCGGACAGUGUUUGUGGAGUACUUUUCGAAAAUUCUGCAUGUGAAAUAAGUGAUCCUACAAUUAAACAGUGGUCUGUGAAUAUAGAUUCUGCUGGAAAACCAAUUACUGAAUCAAAACAUUUUCCAAACGCAAGAGGUCCAAACGAUAUCAAAAUAUUGCAAGUUACCGAUCUUCACUACGACUCCAACUACCGCAUGGACCACAAUGCAAACUGUGGUAGACCUGUUUGCUGUCGUAGCGAUUUAGGUAUUCCUGAUAGUCUCGAAGAUCGUGCAGGUCGAUGGGGAGAUUACCGAGACUGUGACACACCUUGGGACACUGUCGAAGAAGUGAUCAAUCAUAUGGCGGAAAAUCAUCCUGAUGCCGCAUACAUCUACCAUACUGGAGACAUCAUUGACCACGGAGUAUGGGAGACCUCAAUCGCUCAUAACAUCCGUUCCAUGAACCAGGUGCAUAACAAAUUGUUAGAAGCUUUUCCAGAUAAAACUGUAUUGAACAUCAUUGGAAACCAUGAAGCUCACCCGACGAAUGUUUUUGCACCGAGCGGAGCGGACAGACCAGAUCUAGCAAUGGAUUGGCUCUACAACUAUUUGGCGGAUGUUUGGAGCAACUGGUUGCCAAGGUCCACUCUAGACACCAUCCGGCAAGGCGGAUUUUAUACCACUUUAGUCCGAAAAGGCCUUCGAAUCAUCGCAAUGAACAACCAGGAUUGUUAUACAUUUAACUGGUGGAUUCUAUGGGAUCCUAACCAUCCCUCGACCCAACUUCAAUGGCUACAUGACGUUCUACUGCAUGCAGAACGAAAUAAUGAAAAAGUUCAUCUCCUUGCUCACAUCCCUUACAGCUCGUCGGGAUCACUUUUUUCACCUUGCCAGCGUGAGUUUCGUCGUGUUGUCGAACGUUUCUAUGACACAAUCAGUGCACAAUUCCACGGGCACACUCAUGGGGAUAAGUUCAAUGUAUUUUAUUCUCGUGAAAAUCCUCAAUACGCUAUCAACAUAGCUUGGAUCGGUGGCAGUGCCACUCCGUUCAGUUUCCUUAAUCCAAAUUAUAUAGUGUACUACGUUGAUCCAGAGACAUUCCAAGUGACCGAUUCCGAAUCGUACAUAUUUAAUCUCACGGAUGCAAAUCGCUUUCCCGAUCGUCGACCGGAGUGGAUAAAGCUGUACUCUUUCGCGACAGAUUUCAAUAUGCACAACCUGAGCCCGGCCGAGGCUGAUGUUACCGUUAAACGGUGGGGAACACCGUCCGGACGGGAUGAGCUUCGACGUUACUGGGAAUUCACUGUGAAAAUGGCAGAUCCCGAAUUGGAGUCGGGCUGCGAUGAUAAUUGCUUGCUAAACAAUCUCUGCGAUAUUGUUGUGGUGGAAAGGGGAGAUAGCGUAAAAUGUGAUGAAUUACGGGAAACUUUUUUUGACUAACGAAUGCGAUGUAAACAGGAAAAAUAAUUACGCUGUUAUUCAUAGAGUUCCAACUAAAUUUGAUUUGUUCCGAAUCUUACUUUUUUCGUUAUUAGAUUCUCAAAAACAACUAAACCAACGGAAACCACCUUACAUUCAAAUAAAAUUUACACGGCUACUGUUGAAUUUCUGUAUCGUUACC